Molecule: messenger RNA, 1296 nt
Organism: Thecamonas trahens ATCC 50062
Lineage: Eukaryota; Apusomonadida; Apusomonadidae
Exons: 2
Coding region: 1-1296 (431 amino acids)
Cellular component (GO): cytoplasm; cytosol
Molecular function (GO): phosphatase activity
Source: RefSeq, a predicted model, not a curated record
AUGCAGACGGUUAACAAUUGGGCGGAGCAGGGCAAGGCUGUGCUCGGCGUGGCCUGUGGCGGUGUGCUGGCUACGGGCGAGACCGUAGCUGGCACCCUUGCCGAGCUGUGGGAGGCUCUCCCUGCCGCAAAGAGCCGCCUGGCAAACGGGAUGGCUCAAGUUGUCAACGGUGAUGUGGACCAGCUGCCGGGGAAGCUUGCAAACGUCCUGGAUGUGCCGUGGGAGGAUGCUCGCCUCGACACCGACUCGCUGCUGAGCCUCGCCCUCGGCUACGCUGUCAUCAUUGCCGCCGCUCUGCUCAUCUGCCUCAUCAUCCACUUUCCGUCGGUGCUGUACAAGAUGCGGCUGUACGCGCAGGGCAUGAUGCACCUGCUGUUCUCUACCGACAAGAAGUGGAAGCCGUACGCGACGCCUGCGGUGCCACCGGCAGAGGCCGGUUAUGUCCCGUUCCGCGACAUUGUGUUUGUGCGGCAUGGUGAGUCGACGUGGAACGACACGUUCAACCGGUCGAAGAACCCGAUCUACUUUAUCCCGCGGCUGAUCAAGGCGUGGGCAUACGAGUCGUGGCUCUUUGUCUCAGGCCGGUGCGACUCGUGGUUCUACGACUCCCCGCUCUCGGCACACGGAACGGGACAGGCCGAAGAGCUGGCGGCGUUCCUGGCAUCGGCCAUCCCGCUGCAGGACUACACCGCCAAGCAGUCCAAGUUUGUGACCAUGCUCAAGGGCGGCGGCACUCCGGCGGUCCACGCGGUCUCCAACCUCCGCCGCGCCAUCUCGACCAACGCCAUCGCGCUCCAGGAGCGCCUCCGAGUCACCGGCGAGAAGAUGGUCAUGCUGCCGGCGCUGCAGGAGAUCUCGCGCAACAUCGACACGCUCUCGCUCACCCCGCCGGGCACCACGCCUGUCCCGUCGUGGGUCGACGCUAGCCACCCGAGCCUUGACCUCGGCGCUGUCUUUGCCGACCAGAUCGACGCUUCGCUCCACAAUGGCAACAAGCCGGUCCGCUCGUGCGGCCUCGACCGGCUUGUUGGCUUUUGCGACUGGGCCUUUGACCAGCGGAAGACAAACAUCAUUGUCGGCGGUCACUCGCUCUGGUUCCGCGCCUUCUUCAACGAAUUUCUUCCGGCUUCGUCGACCUUUGCGGGCAAGAGCGCCAAGCUUCGCAACGCCGGCGCUGUCGGCUUUACCCUCCUCCGCCUCCGCCGGUCCGACGACUCGUUCGCCUACGCCAUCGACGAGUCCUCCAUCACCGAGAUUCACGGCGGGUUUGACGUCAAGAAGUCCAAGUCCAAGUAA